Molecule: messenger RNA, 1311 nt
Organism: Limulus polyphemus (Atlantic horseshoe crab)
Lineage: Eukaryota; Metazoa; Arthropoda; Merostomata; Xiphosura; Limulidae
Product: dipeptidyl aminopeptidase-like protein 6
Exons: 9
Biological process (GO): proteolysis
Molecular function (GO): dipeptidyl-peptidase activity
Source: RefSeq, a predicted model, not a curated record
AUGGCUAGCCAGGAACAAAGAACCUCUAAUACUGAGGAACAGAGAACUUACAUUAGCCAGGAACAAAGAACCUCUAAUACUGAGGAACAGAGAACUUCCAUUAGCCAGGAAGAAAGAGCUUCUAAUAGUCAGGAUAAAAGAACUUCCAAUACUGAGAAACAGGGAACUUCUGUUAGCCAGGAACAAAGAGCUUCUAAUAGCCAGGAUAAAAGAACUUCCAUUAGCCAGGAACAAAGAGCUUCUAGUAUUCAGGAUAAAAUAACUUCCACUACCCAGGAACAAAAAGCUUCUAAUAGUCAGAAUAAAAGAACUUCUACUAGCCAGGAACAAAGAGUUUCUAAUAGUCAGGACCAGAGAACUUCUACUAGCCAGGAACAAAGAGCUUCUAAUAGUCAGGAUAAAAGAACUUCCAUUAGCCUGGAACAAAGAGCUUCUAAUUAUCAGGAUAAGAAAGCUUCCAAUGGACACACAAGCCAAUGUCCUGCUGUGGUUCCUGAAGUGGAGCUGGUGUCGUCAGGACAGGAUGGAAGGAAUUGGCGAGGGAUCGUAAUAGCUCUUCUAGUGAUUGUCAUCGUCUGUGCACUCAUUGUGACAGCCGUGUUUUUGCUCAGUCCAGGUAACAUUAGUAACAGAAUAAAAAAUCCUAGACUGAACUUUCUGGAAAUAUUGGAUGGCAGGUUAAAAUCUAGAAGAUUUAACGGCACGUGGAUAUCCGGAAAAGAAUUUAUUUACCGAGAUUCUGAUGGAACUCUUCUUUUAUAUAAUGUUGAAACUGUAAAUAAAACACUGCUCAUGGCCAAUACAACUUUCAGGCUCUAUGAUGUCCAUGCCUACAGCUUAUCGGCUGACAGAAAAUAUGUUUUGCUUGCGUAUGCUAUUAGAAGGAGAUUUAGAUAUUCGUAUACAGCGAAAUACAAGUAUUUUGACAUCAGAAACUACCAUACUUCGCCACUACUACCCACCGAAGAAGAAGCACAAAUACAAUACAUCUCGUGGGGGCCUACUGGUAGUCAGUUGGUUUACGUACGAAACAACGACAUUUAUUAUAUGGCUUACGUUGGAGAUAUUCCUCCUAAACGUCUGACCAGAACCGGAGUCGACGGGGUGAUAUUCAAUGGUAUACCAGACUGGGUGUAUGAAGAAGAAAUUCUAGGGAAAACGAACCCCAUCUGGUGGUCAGAAGACGGUACAAGACUGUGUUUCGCCUCUUUUGACGAUAGUGGAGUGCCAGAAGUCCAAUAUCCCUGGUAUGGAGAUUAUAUGGAUGAAAAUAACAUUUAUCCGAGUCUAAUGAAUGUCAGAUAUCCAAAG